CCACCGAGGGCCAUGGCGGCAGCGUCACCGGUGUGCGGCUCGCAGGCGUCCGCGGCCGGCGCCUCGUCGCCACCCGCGCCCGCACCGGCUCCAGCGGCCGGCCUGGGCCGCUGCCGCAUGGCGCUGCUGCUGGCCGUGGCCCUGGACGUGGCGGGCAUGGCGGCGCUGCUGACCGGAGUGUUCGCGCAGCUGCAGGUGCGCGGCCGUGACUUCGGGGACCUGCUCAUCUACUCCGGGGCGCUGCUGGUCUUCUUGAGCCUGCUGGGCUGGAUUCUCUGGUACACCGGCAACAUCGAGAUCUCGCGCCAGGAGCUGGAGCGCGACUACGGCCUGCGGCCCUCGGCGAUUGCCCGCCUGGCGCGCAAGCUGUCCCGCCGCUGGUCGGCGCCCGCCACCGCCAGUCCCCGGACCACAGCCGGUCUCCGCGCAGCGCGCAGGGCGGCCCGCGCGCCCCAGCCAUCCGCCUCCGGCUCCCGCCGCGUGCGUCUGCAGCUCGCCACGCUUGAGGCGGGGCCCGGGGCGGCGGGCACGGGCAGCGAGUGAGCCCCAGACAACCUCAUCCUCAGGACCUGAUUGAGACAUGCAGCUGCCCUGUACAUCACUCAGCCACCAUGCUACCCAUCUGUCACCUCACUUGGAUAAAUGUUUCCGUUUUGGAGCACGGCUUGCCUGUCUGGUUAAGGGCCUGAACUGGCAAAGGGGAGUGAUAUGCCAGGCCAAGACCUUUGAUCAGUACCUUUGAUCUUGGGGUCCCUGGGGAUACAGGAUCCCAAUUUCUUACUAGCCAUUCAAUAGUGGCACCUAAGAGGUGAGAAGAAGGCUCUUAAGUGCAUGCAGACCCACCCAUCCAGCCCAGGCUUCCCUAGGGUAGUUUAGGUCUUCCAAGAACAGACACAGGGGCACAUUAAACUUGCAAGACAUUUACUGCGGAGUUGGUCCUUAUAGAGAAGAUGGCAUUGAUGCAGGAUACCUGCAAGACUAGGAGGAGAGAAAGCUAAUUGGGCAGACUGAAUCUGCGUGCAGACAGCACACUUCCAAGAAAAGGCUUGGCAGUGGAGACUCUGGGCGCUCAAGUCCUUGCUGGAGGAUGCCCAUAUAUUUCUGGAGCCACUCAGGCAUUGUGCUGAGGGGCAAGAGAAGUUUGAGAGCUGGAGAUUAGUUGGUCCAUAGCACUUCCUAAAGCAGCAUGUCUUAGAACACUUUCCCAUGGCUAUGUGUGUCCCUAGUACCCCAAAUCCUCCUAUUGGAAGCUCACUUCAUUGUAGCCCCCCAGGCAAGCUCCCACCCCCAGAACUGCCUCCAGUUCCUUCCACGAUUCAGAUCCACACUAAGCUCACAAUCCCUAACCGUACCCAGUGCCCACAUUUAGUCCCCACCCCUUAAUCUCCCUCAAGGUAUACGUGCACACUGUGCAACACUCCCAUAAGGCCAUCUGCUCCCCACAGAUCUCAAAAAGACACACAUUUAUAUGCCAUAUCUGUAUUAAGGGGUCCUCCAGGGUUGCCCUAUUCUUCACCUCCCUCUGUUUCCUCCCCGGAAACGGCAACUUCUACUUCAGUGCCUCCUGGGGAGUGUGGCACCGUGUACACUUGGACAGGCGUGCCAAUCGUGGUUGACCUGCUGCCUGCUCCUCGGACCUUAGACAGUAGGGAGACUGUUCCUGACAGUCUAUUACAUUUCCCUUGUAGAAAGCCUGGUAGGUGCAGCAUGUCUCGGCGCCUGGCCCACCUAGUAGGAGAGCAUAUGUUCAGCCUGAAGCACCCACACCUUCUGUGGAGAACCAUGGCUGCUGGCCUCCCCAGCCACACUCACCAGAAGAGACAGAUACUGGUGAUCAGGAAGAGUAGGCUGCCACAGGUCCAGCCCAGUGCCCACAUAUGCUUCCUCCGCAUAUUUUCUAGAAAAGGGGAGGAAGAAGGUCCAGGGAUCCACCCUCUGAACCCUCACCCUCUGAAGCAUCCAGUCUGCGGUCAGGUCACUCACCAUCUGGCCGUUGAUGAUAGCACACACCAUCCCGGUAGCAGCAUCGAAGGCGUAGGCAGAGGUUGGGGUUCUCGAUUGCUGCCUGACCCCCACAAGUCUCUCGGUCCCACACAUCUCCCUCACAACCUAAGGGCCACCACAGUAGGUGCUAAGUAAAAGAACUGUCUCUUGAGGCUACAGGCACAAGAGCACCAAGGCCAGGCUGCGGGGCUGUGGUACUGUGUAUUUGGCAGUAUUCUUUAGAGGACCCAAGAGUCCAGACCCAGCCCUCCUCCCUCAGACCUAGAGAUUCAGCUUCCAUUCCUCCUCCCUCAAACCUGGACAUCCCAACCCCAGCCCUCUUCCUUCAGAGAGUCUAUUCCACAACCCUUCUUCAAAUUCAUGAGUCAAGGUUGCAGGCAGCUCUCCAGACCCAGACCCAGGGUUAUAGGCCUCACCGCUCAUUAAAAGCUCAAGCUCUCCUUUUAAAUAAAAGUUUUCAAGCUCUUCAUCUCCCUCA
This is a messenger RNA of Grammomys surdaster, 2482 nucleotides long. It is a transcript of the gene Tmem238, whose product is annotated as transmembrane protein 238. The record is from RefSeq and is a predicted model, not a curated record. The transcript is spliced from 2 exons. Bases 13 to 543 code for a protein of 176 amino acids. Lineage: Eukaryota; Metazoa; Chordata; Mammalia; Rodentia; Muridae.